AUGGCCCUCGAUAAUUUAAUUUUCGGACAAUGCAUCCUCUAUUUUUUGGCGUUUGUGCUUGGUUUUAUUGCCGUAGUGGCUCUCUCCGAAAACACGGAGGAUUUUCAUGGAAAAUGCUUGCUUUUCACGCGUGGUAUGUGGCAGAAUGAGAACAUUACAGUCUCAAAGCAGCGCUUUAUCAUUGAGGAGUGGGGACCGGAGUCUUCCUGCAGUUUCAUCACUUUUGUCGGGAUAGCAUCUCUCAUCCUGUCCGCAGUGCAGUCAUGGAGACUGCUGUUGUUUCUUUUCAAAGGCCACGACGAGUGAGUGUCCUAAUCACUUGUGGUUGUUGUGUUUUCAUUUGCAUGUUUUCUUCGUGUUUUUUCUAUCUGAAUGAUUUAAAUAGAGAAAAAGAGAUGGGGUGUGAUUCAAGUAGCCCAUGCCCAUCCACUUCCACACCCGAAUGAUCAGUGAUGCUGCUUGAUUAAAUACAGCAAAAAUCAAUUCCGUUAGCCUUUCAUUCAUUUGCUUUUUCUGAGGUCUACAGAUCUAGGCCCCAUAAAACAAAAACCUUAUGUUUCGCUGCUUCGCUCCAUAAUCAAUAUGUUCAAUCAGCCGAGGGAAGAAAUGCCAUUUUCUGCCUUUCAACCGAGGUGCAAUCACAGAAACUGCAUUUAUGGAUAGGCCUUAUAUAAUGAUUAGGCGUCUGCAAUCUUUAUAAAACAGUUUUGCUACUCUGCAAUGCAGAGGUUUUCAUUAGUCUGUCGUUGUUUCUUUCUGACAUAGGGUGGACAGGUUAAUCUAUCCAUCCACUUAAAAAACAUGUAUCUAAAACUAAGAAUGAAUGAAUUCUUGGCAUAAAGGUACACCACCAAUCUCUUUAUAUUGGUCAUAUUGUCCAUUAGAAUGCAACAUAGUCACAGUUAAAUUAAAACCUACAGUAUCACUCAUGCAUUUGACAAGAUGGUUGGAUCAAGAGUCUUAAAAAACACCACAAUCUCCACAGAUAUCAUCUAACCAAGUCCAAUACAUACACUAGGGAAGUGUGCCAGGGAUGGUAAUGACAGAAAAAUUAUAUUAUUGAAACUGUGUCUUACAUUCUCUCUCUCGCUUUCUAUCUUGCUCUUUCACUCUCUCUCUGUGAGUGCAGUUCCCUAUUCAAUGCCUUCCUGAAUCUGGUGAUCAGCUCCUUGGUGGUGUUCACAGUGUUCCUCUCCAGUACCAUCAUCAGUGUGGGCUUCAACCUGUGGUGUGACGCCAUCACAGAGGGGGGGAGCAUGCCCAGCAGGUGAGGCUCAUGACCCCUUCCUCAACUCACACUGUCUCACAUGGCUCUUGGACAGUCCGGAGAGUUCUUUUCCUAAACUAACUUUGUCUUGUAUCUCAGCUGUGAGGACCUGCAGGACACUGAUCUGGAGUUAGGACUGGACAACUCCUCGUUCUAUGACCAGUUUGCCAUUGCCCAGGUAAGGGUCAGACGUAUGUAUAGUGUCAUACACUGUGUUGAUAUCUUAGACUGUACCGGGGACUUAUUAAAAAAUGUGCAAUGAACUUGGAAACCCCCAGCUCUUGUUGAAAUCUGUGAGGCUAUGUAAUAUCUGUUAAACAUUCCCCCUCCCCCGUCUCUGCUGUGCAGUUUGGUCUGUGGGCAGCGUGGCUGACGUGGCUGGGCAUCACAGUCAUGGCCUUCCUCAAGGUCUACCACAACUACCGCCAGGAGGACCUUCUGGACAGUCUUAUCCACGAGAAGGAGCUGCUGCUGGGACACUCGUCCCGCCUGGGCUCCGAUGCCAACCAGUUGAAGAGUGGCAUGAUCUAA
Molecule: messenger RNA, 1798 nt
Organism: Coregonus sp. 'balchen'
Lineage: Eukaryota; Metazoa; Chordata; Actinopteri; Salmoniformes; Salmonidae
Source: the annotation of a GenBank genome assembly